UUGUUAUUCACACCUCUUUCAUUCGUUCAGCUUUCUGCUUUUCAUUCUCCUAGAUACCCUCAUGGUGGCUCUUAGCGUCUAUUCCGUUGUAUACUGCCAAUCUCUCUUUCCUUCCCCCUAGACACCGACGACACCGUUUUGUUUCUCCUUUACGAAACCUCCGACCUAGUACUGUUUCAUAUGCGAGGGAAAGGCUGCGAAGCCUCACAACGGUGACCCUCACAUCCGAAAGCCGACUUCAGCUUUUGCACCCUCAGCAUCCUCUCUUCUUCCUCACCAUCGCCAUGCGUCUACAAUUGGACCAAUUUGGCAAACUCAAAAAUCACAUCCACGCUGGUCAGGCCGUAGUUUUAUUCCUGGCCUGGGUUCUUACAAUCGCUGUGUUGACUCGAGACGGUCGCAGCGAUGGAAGAGUUGGGUGGUACUUCGGGUUGUGCUUCUUGACGAUCCCGAUCCUAGUAUACCUCGUAAUGGUACCCAUGUGGUCUCGAGCACGCAAAUUUGCCAACGUGUACGCUUUUGCAACCUUGGAUAGCCUCAGCAUCGUGCUGUGGCUUAGUGCAUGGGCGGCAGUAGCAUCAUAUGUCAACCAGGGGAAAGGUAAUGGUGACAACACGGAUGAAAGUGGUUGUGAUAAUUUUGAGUUUGGAAGUCCCAGCCGAUGCAGACUCAGCGAGGCCAUCAUCGCCUUCGGCGUCAUUGAGAUGCUCCUUUUUGGUGCCACGGCUUUCAUCUCCUUCCGAGCAGUCAUGACCUACAAGCGGACUGGCAUGAUGCCCAACACGAGGCAAACAGAAGGAUAUCCCAGCGACUUUUCUGCACAGAGUCAGGCCGCAUUUUCCAGUAACAUGCAUGAUGAUGUCGAAGAUGGCACAGACAAUGACUGUCGGCCAGACUAUGGCCAGAAACCCUCAGUCGAGGACGAAUAUGCCCCCAUUGUCCAGAACGAUCAUAAUGACAUUGCGCAUAUGCCGGCCCAGCAGCCUCAGAGUCCACUCAAUUCGUCAGGGUUAGGGAUUCAAUCUUACAAUUCCGCCUAUGACUCGUCCUACGGUCGACAGGAGGAUGGGUUCUUGACGAUGCCUGAGCCCAAACGAUAACCAAUACCUAUGAAGUUUUGUUGCGAAUAUGUUAUGCUUGAAUUGGAGUUGACGCUCAAUGGGAACAUGGGACUAGUUUUGCAGUAUACCCACUUCAGUUUACAUGCUUUGUAUCUUUAGAGAAACAUUAGAUUUGGCGAUUCCUUGUCUGGAUUCUUGUC
Exophiala mesophila is the source of this 1261-nucleotide messenger RNA. RefSeq lists its product as uncharacterized. Gene Ontology annotation, cellular component: membrane. NCBI's taxonomy places the organism in Eukaryota, Fungi, Ascomycota, Eurotiomycetes, Chaetothyriales, Herpotrichiellaceae. The record is from RefSeq and is a predicted model, not a curated record. The coding region runs from base 285 to 1100 and encodes 271 amino acids. The transcript is spliced from 2 exons.